This is a messenger RNA of Oncorhynchus masou masou (cherry salmon), 3965 nucleotides long. Its product is annotated as probable G-protein coupled receptor 82. Bases 280 to 1554 code for a protein of 424 amino acids. Gene Ontology annotation, molecular function: G protein-coupled receptor activity. The record is from RefSeq and is a predicted model, not a curated record. Gene Ontology annotation, biological process: G protein-coupled receptor signaling pathway. Gene Ontology annotation, cellular component: membrane. The transcript is spliced from 5 exons. Lineage: Eukaryota; Metazoa; Chordata; Actinopteri; Salmoniformes; Salmonidae.
UCUCCCACUGCUCUCUCAGUACUGCCUCUUUCGUCUUCCUAUGAUCACAUCUCACCCACACAUCGUGAACCAACCCACAUCGCAUGCAUUCAAAUAUAGACACGCACACACACGUACACUCUCUUGCGUUCUGUUCUCUUUCUCACACACUUCCCCUAUUAAAAGCUGAGGGGACAAACAGGAUAUUUUAUGCUCCACAUGCACCUUUCAUACCAACAUAUCUUACAAUUCACUACCUCAUAAAUAGACAUCAUUGAUCUCUGUACUUCUGACAGAUCAAUGGAGAACACAUCCCAACCCUUCCCACCUGUGUCUAACACCUUCUGCCUCAAUGCCUCCACCUUCUCUGCCAUAACAACCUUCCCUGUCUCCCACCUCUGCCCCUCUUUCACCACCUGCUUCAUCCUCCCCUCCAUCUACGCCCUCCUCUUCCUUACGGGUCUCCCGGGCAACGCUCUCUCUAUCUGGGUGUUCCUGAGGAGUAUUCCCACCCAGACCUCCACCCAUGUCUACCUGUUCCACCUGGGCCUGUGCAACCUGUGCCUCUCCCUCACCACCCCCUUCCUGGCCGCCUACUACUCACAGGGUUCACGUUGGCCGGUCUGGAGCCCCCUGUGCCAGCUGGUCCUCCAUGGGGUCACCCCCAUUCAGCAGAUCAACAUCUACGUCAGUGUCUUUAUCCUGACCUGGGUGGCGCUCAGCCGCUUCGCCACCCUCAUCCAGCACACCCACGCAAGCCGCCCCAGCACCUGCACCACCCUGCUACCCCAUGCCUUCUUCACCAGGCUGAGACGGGUGAGGUUCGCCAAGGCCGUGUGCGCCUGGAUCUGGGGAAUCGUGGUGUUUGCCACAGUACCCGUGACAGUUUACUAUUCAGUGAAGGAGACGAAGGUGGAUGUAGGGAGUGAGGAUGGAGAGAGAGGAGGAUGGGGUGAGGAGAAGGGGGGGAGUGUGUGUUACAGUGUGGCAAUGGAGAUGGGGGGAAGCCUGUCAAGGGGGGCGAAUGUGGUGUCCAUUGUGAUCUUCUUCAUGUGUUUCCUGCUGGUGCUGAUGUCGUAUGUGGCGGUGGCGAGGCAUAUAUGGAGGUCGCGUGAGUGUGCCAUUGUCAAUGGUUCCCAGAGGCUACUGGGAAGAGUGUUCCGGAACAUCGUGGUGAUCCAGGUGGUUCUGAUAGUGUGCAUGUUGCCUUACCACAUCUUCAAGUCCAUCUUUAUCUCCAUAGUCCAGCACCAAGCUGACCCAGCCACCACCAUUAGGGGGCCCUGCCAUCCUCUCUCUGCCAUUGUCGAGGUCAAGAACUUCCUGCUUUGUCUCACCACGCUGAGGAGUUCGGUCGACCCGGUGAUGUACUUCUUGUUGGACAAGACCUUCCACAGACAUGUCAUGUUACUGCUUAGGCUCCACCCACAGAAUUCCAGCAGCCAAUCAUCUGGUGGGGCCACCACCAGAGCCAAUCCAAUUGGCGGGAGGUUAGAGGUGACUGUGUGUCAUAAGGGUCAGGGGUCAUGGAAAGAGUCACACUCUGUGAACUGGAGUCAGUGCAGUGCUCUGUAAAGAUUGUUUAGGAUGUUGCUAUUUUCCAUUGACCACUUCCAUCCCCUCAUUCAACAACAUUCCUUCAUUGACCAGGAGAAGUGAGUCCAAUACUUUUACCAUGUGGUGCUGUUUUUUUACUCCCACUAUAUUCAAAGAGCACGUUGUAUAUUUAUGAGCGAGAGGGAGAAGGAACGUGUAGCUGAUAUGUCCACUACUGUUGGGGUCACUUAGAAAUGUCCUUGUUUUUGAAAGAAUCAUUUUUUUUUAUCCAUUACAAUAGCAUCAAAUUGAUCAGAAAUGCAGUGUAGACAUUGUUAAUGUUGUAAAUGACUAUUGUAGCUGGAAACGGCAGAUUUUAUAUGGAAUAUCUACAUAGGCGUACAGAGGCCCAUUAUCAGCAACCAUCUCUACUGUGUUCCAAUGGCACGUUGUGUUAGCUAAUCCAAGUUUAUCAUUUUAAAAGGCUAAUUGAUCAUUAGAAAACCCUUUUGCAAUUAUGUUUGCACAGCUGAAAUCCGUUCUGAUUAAAGAAGCAAUAAAACUGUCUAUCUUUAGACUAGUUGAGUAUCUGGAGCAUCAGUAUUUGUGGGUUCGAUUACAGGCUCAAAAUGACCAGAAACAAAUAAUUUCUUCUGAAACUCAGUCUAUUCUUCUGAGAAAUUAAGGCUAUUCCAUGCGAGAAAUUGUCAAGCGCGCACACACACACACAUGCUUAAAAAGAGAAAGAAUGAGAGAGGGAAAAAAUCAUCACUGGUGCUGUACAGACUCAACCAAGGACUGAUAGGGCCCAGAGGCAGCAGCAAUAUUGCUAACCUACACCUGCUUCAACAAGAGACUUCUGCCUUCAAUCUUUACCCUUUAUGCAGAGUGUACACUGUUUAUUUUUCCUUGUCUAAAUAUGAUGUUCAAAGUGCUACCCUUUCACACAACGUUUGGUAGAUCCACCUUUACUUUUAACCAGUGGCGGGUCUGUCACGUUCUGACCUUUUAUUUCCUUUGUUUUGUCAUUAUUUAGUAUGGUCAGGGCGUGAGUUGGGUUGGGCAGUCUGUUUGUUUUUCUAUGAUUUUGGGAUUUCUAUGUUUCGGCCUAGUAUGGUUCUCAGAGGCAGGUGUCAUUAGUUGUCUCUGAUUGAGAAUCAUACUUAGGUAGCCUGGGUUUCACUGUUUGUUGGUGGGUGUUUGUUUCCGUGUCUGUGUUUUUCACCACACGGUAUUGUUUUGGGUUUCGUUCGUUCCACGUUUAUUGUUUUUGUAUAAAGUCGUGUUCAUGUUUAGUAUUUCUUAUUAAAAGAACCAUGGACACUUACCACGUCGCAUAUUGGUCCUCCGAUCCUUCUCGCUUCUUCAGACGAAGAGGAGGAAAUCCCUCACACGGUCAAUACCGUUUAAGAUGAGAAUGGAUUCAUUUCUAUUACAGCAUAUUUGAUGACUGUCAUUCGUACUCCAUUCACCAAGCUCAAUGUAACAGCGAAAGGUUUAGGCUACUAAAUGGCCUGCUAGCUAACAUAGCAUCCCUCUCUGUUUGAUAGCCAUAGCCUGCUAGCUAACAUAGCAUCACUCACUGUUGAAUAGCCAUAGCCUGCUAGCUAACAUAGCAUCACUCACUGUUUGAUAGCCAUAGCCUGCUAGCUAACAUAGCAUCCCUCUCUGUUUGAUAGCCAUAGCCUGCUAGCUAACAUAGCAUCCAUCACUGUUGAAUAGCCAUAGCCUGCUAGCUAACAUAGCAUCUCUCUAUGUUUGAUAGCCAUAGCCUGCUAGCUAACAUAGCAUCUCUCUCAGUUUGAUAGCCAUAGCCUGCUAGCUAACAUAGCAUCCCUCUCUGUUUGAGCCGGGUGUUGCUGUAGGCUAAAUGCAUUUGUUUGGGUGGGCUCCACUUUAAACCUGCUUCAUCCUGGCUAAUUACAGCAGAUUAGUGCUGUAAUUCACAACAUCUCUUCCAUGGCUCAGACUCAAACUAUUCCAGUGGGCCACAGCAGUGUGUGUGUGUGAGACUGUAGUUGAUUUUCAGAGCUUGAUGUGUUUGUGUCACGAUCCUCCCCCAUUACUGCUGCUCAUUCUGUUCACCAGUUCCGGAGGUCGAUGUCACCGGCCUUCUAGGCUGUACUGAACUGUGUCAUUAAGCACACCUGGUUCCAACUCCUCACUGAUUGUGUUUGUAUAAAUGUGCCCUUUGUCGAUUAUUGUCCCAGGUCCGUUGAUGGUGUGAGUACCUAUGCGUUGUCUCAGCCUGUGCUGCAUGUUAUUGUUCCCAUGUCUGUUGGUGGUGUGAGUAUCUAUUGUAUUGUCUCAGUCUGUGCUGCAUGUUAUUGUUCCCAUGUCUGUUGGUGGUAUGAGUAUCUAUUGUAUUGUCUCAGCCUGGGCUGCAUGUUAUUGUUCCCAUGUCUGUUGGUGGUAUGAGUAUCUAUUGUAUUGUCUCAGCCUGGGCUGCA